AUGGGCAGAGAUCAUCAGGACGACUCGGUGUCUCCGCUAACGCGGACGCCGCAGCUUUCGCCAUCGGCAAGCGCAUCACAAUCCGCCCUCGCUCUAUCAGCCUCCAAGUCCGACUCCCUGCACCCUCCCUCGAUCACCGCUCCGAGCCAACAACCCGGCGACCUCAAGCGUGCCACGAGUGCGCAGGCACAAGCGAACGGAGCGCCUAAAGAUGGAGAAGGGGUCUCGAGCGGCCCCGAGAAUGGCGGGAUGUCGGAGCUGCGGCUCGAGGUUCCUCGAAUCGCGCAGCCCAGCGGCCAGCGAGACAGCGAUGGAGCGCUCUCCCCGGCCUCCGAGGCGACUGCCACGGCGCCGCCCUCGAUCUCUGGCAGCAGAAGCGUUCAAUUCGCCAGGCCGGACGCUUUAGAAGAGUCUAUACCAGCGCCUUCGCACACGCGUCAUGGCUCUUGGGAUGGGCCGGAAACCCCAGGAAAAUCUCGAAGUGCCUCCUUCAUGUCCAAAAUCAAGGCCUUGGCCAGCCCUCCAGCCCAGCACAUGCCCAGGAUGCUCAACACGCCCGCGGCGUCUUUCGAGAGCGGAUCGCAGUCCUUGACCAACUCGCCCACGGCCGCUCGUUUUGGUACCCGACUUCCCGAUACCCUUGUGGAGGAACACUCUGAUGCCGACGCCGACAUUGAGGAAACCGCAGAUGAAUCUAACAUCCCGGAACAGGGUACUUCAAAAAAGAAGAAGCGCAAGAUGAAGCGCUUCAAAAAGGGACACACCCCCACGCCUUCCAUAACCCGUUUCCCCACCGAGCUGGACGCACUUGGCUUAGGGAGCCGCCUCCUACGGCGUCGAGCAAGCAUGCCCGACACUUCUGCGCACGACCAGGCCAUGUCCGAAGGCGAUGCUCGGGAUCAGAUGCGACGCCGGCCAUUCCGAAGAGGUCAUUCCUAUGCAGAGCCCAUGGCGCGGCCGCCGGUGGACGACAUGGACGACUUGGAGGAUUCUGCGGUGGUCGGGCGACGUACGGGCCACUUGCGUCGCAUCACCGUCUUUGGCGGAGGCGGUGUAUCGGAUGGUGAUGCGAUGACACCCCGCAGGCCAUUCUUCAACUCGGAGCGUGCGUCCAACUUCGGCGCCCAAAAGUGGAAACAGGUCAAAAGCACGCUCAAGCUCCUCCGGCAGAAAAAAGAGGAUCGCUUCGACUACUACAAGUCUGCAGAGCUGAUGGCAGAGUUGCGAGCAGGCGCUCCCGCGGUCCUGAUGCUAGCGAGCAUGAUCCAGCGAGAUGAACAUGGGAAUAAGAGAAUCCCGGUGCUCUUGGAGCAGCUCAAGCUGCGCAUCAAGGACAGCGCUCCCAUGCCCGACGACGACAAGGAACGCCACUGGAUCUUCACCAUCGAGCUCGAAUACGGCAGCGGCCCUAGCCGCAUGAGCUGGAUUGUCAUCCGGACCAUCAGAGACAUCUACAACCUCCAUUUCCGCUACAGGUUCGCUCUGAAUAACGACAAGUACAUGCCGGGCCGCCUGGACCUCGGCGCCCGACCAAAGCAACCAAAAUUCCCGUAUUCCGCGUUCCCCUACCUGCGUCGAGCCCGAGACAAGAGCGACUCGAGCGACGACGAGGAGCAGGCCAGUGCCCGCGGCGACGACACCGCAGGUGAAGGUACAGCCGGCGAAGGCAUUGCAGAUGAUGGUCAGUACCACCCGCGGCGAAAGAAGUCGCGGGCAAACCUGUGGGGCAUGCGACGGCGCUCAACUGGCUUUACGGAUCCCGGCGAGGGCUCGAAUGCCGAGGGCGGGCAAGCGGCGUUGAUGGACAUGAUGACUCGCAGACAGCGCUACGUGGAGAAGCAACGGCGCACGCUGGAAAAGUACUUGUCUGAGAUGAUUCGCUGGCUCAUGUUUCGAGCUGACAGCAACCGCCUCUGCCGAUUCUUGGAGCUGUCAGCCCUCGGAGUGCGCCUUGCCGCAGAGGGCAGCUAUCACGGCAAAGAGGGCUACCUGCACAUCCAGUCUUCCAAGGGACUGGACUUCCGCCGCGUGCUGACACCUGCAAAGGUCAUCGCCCGACACACUCGCAAGUGGUUUCUGGUGCGGCAGAGCUACAUUGUGUGUGUCGAGUCGCCGGAAAACAUGAACAUCUAUGACGUAUACCUCGUCGACUCCAAGUUCAGCAUCGUUUCUAAGCGGAAUCCGCUGAAGCAGAUGACGUCCAAGGACAAGCAGUCAGAAAUCGACCUGACGGUGGAGGCGCCUCCAGACAAGCACCAUACCUUGACGCUGCACACAUCCGAGCGCAAGGUCCGACUCUUUUCGCGCUACCAGUCGGUCAUGAGACAGUUUGAGGAGUCAAUCAACGAGAUGCUGCGACAGACGCCUUGGUAUGAACAAAAGCGCUUCGACAGCUUCGCCCCAGUCCGGACCGGCGUGUUUGCGCAGUGGCUUGUGGACGGCCGCGACUACAUGUGGAACGUGUCUCGAGCUAUUAACAUGGCCAGGGACGUCAUCUACAUCCACGACUGGUGGCUGAGCCCUGAGCUGUACAUGCGGCGUCCAGCUGCCAUCAGCCAGAAGUGGCGACUCGACAGGCUGCUGCAGAAGAAGGCCCGCGAGGGUGUCAAGAUCUUCGUCAUCGUGUACCGAAAUGUCGAGGCAGCCAUUCCCAUCGACUCCGAGUACACCAAGUUCUCGCUGCUGAACCUGCAUCCCAACAUAUUCGUCCAGCGGUCGCCCAACCAGUUCAAGAAGAAUCAGUUCUUCUUCGCGCAUCACGAAAAGAUUUGCGUCGUCGAUCACGACGUCGCCUUUGUGGGCGGCAUCGAUCUUUGCUUCGGCCGUUGGGACUGCCCGCAGCAUCCUAUCGUGGACGACAAGCCGACUGGCUUUGAGAUGACGGAGCAGCCAAAGGAUGCAGAGCAUUGCCAGCUCUUUCCCGGCAAGGACUAUUCGAACCCCCGAGUGCAGGACUUUUUCCGACUGAACGAGCCGUACGAGGAAAUGUACGAUCGAAGCAAGGUCCCGAGAAUGCCGUGGCACGACGUGGCGAUGCAAGUCGUCGGACAGCCCGCGCGAGACCUGACGCGCCACUUUGUGCAGCGCUGGAACUAUCUUCGCCGUGGGCGGAAGCCAACUCGCCCGCUGCCCUUCUUGUUGCCGCCUCCGGACGCCAAGUUCGACGAGCUCGAGGCCCUCGGUCUGACGGGUACCUGCGAGGUCCAGAUUCUGCGUUCGGCAACGACGUGGUCGCUGGGCACCGACGGCACGGAGCACAGCAUCCAGAACGCCUACGUGAAGAUGAUUGAGGAUUCGGAACACUUCGUCUACAUUGAGAACCAAUUCUUCAUUACCAGCACGGAAGCGUACAACACCAAGAUCGUGAACCGGAUCGGAGACGCGCUCGUCGACCGCAUCAUCAGAGCCCACGAGAACGACGAGGAUUGGCGCUGCGUCAUUGUCAUCCCGCUCAUGCCGGGCUUCCAAAACACCGUCGACGAGCAGGAAGGAACGAGUGUCCGACUGAUUCUCAUGUGUCAGUACAAGAGCAUAUGCAGAGGCGAGCAGUCGAUAUUUGGCCGGCUUCGGGCGGCGGGCAUCGAGCCCGAGGACUACAUCUCUUUCUACUCGCUCCGACAGUGGGGCAUCAUGGGCAACGACGCCUUGGUGACUGAGCAGCUCUACAUCCACGCCAAGGCAAUUGUGGUUGAUGAUCGAGUGGCACUUAUCGGGUCCGCCAACAUCAACGAGCGGUCCAUGUUGGGAAUCCGCGACUCGGAAUGCGCGGCCAUCGUCCGGGAUACCGACAUGAUCUGGUCCACCAUGGCCGGCAAGCCUUACCAGGUCGGACGCUUUGCGCACACCCUUCGCCUGCGACUGAUGCGAGAACACCUCGGUCUGGACGUGGACGAGAUCUUGGAGGAAGAGCGCCAGCAAGAGAUGGAUCGCGAGGCAUUCGAGCAGGAGAUGGAGGCCAUCUACCAAGAAGACCCGCUGAAUCCGGAUGGCUCUGGCCCAAGCUCUGGUCGCCGCGAGAGAGCGCAAACACAUCGACGUCCUUCGUCUCGAGCGCCGAGCUUCAACCGAGAUCUCGACAUGGACAUGGCCCAAGCAAUCCACGACGGUGAACCGUUUGAAAAGGGCAAGGAGACCUCGGACAGUCGUGUGACGAGUGAAAAGCACGUUCUGGAUGUGUCUGGUUACGGGCCAGACCACUGGAAGAGUGCCGGCCAAAGCGGCACUGACCAGGGCCGCGACUCAGUCAUUGUCAGCGGGCGUGAGGUGCUCGUGCAUGACAUCGACACGUCGGGCAAAGGGGCGUUGGAGUCCCCGAGGCCACCGCACGACACGGUUCCGCCACCAGAGAACCGCUAUAUAGAACCUAGCGGAGGGGGCAACGCUGCCAUACCGCCGACGCCCUCCCUCACCCGCCGAAACACGGAGCAGCUGGGCAUGCCUCGUCCGGCGCAGCUUCCUCCACUACCGGUCGAGGACGAUACGGAUAUUGGAGGGCCACCUGUGCAUCUUGACCCCGUUUCUGGCCACCCGAUUAAUAGUGCGUUCCACCCUAUGGCGGCCGAUAUCAAAUGCGUCGACAUCACCAAGGACUGCAUGCGCGACCCGGUGAAUCCAAAUUUCUUGGAUGAGAUCUGGAACAAGGCUGCGAUAAACAACACCAAACUGUAUCGCAGGGUCUUCCGCUGCAUGCCAGACUCCGAGGUGAGCACCUGGACCGAAUACCGCGAGUAUACAGAAUACAGCGAAAGAUUCCGUGCGAGCAUGGAGGGGAAAAACACUGGCGAAGAGUCCGAGAUGAAGCGCGAGACGAACUUGCAGCACACAUCGACCGCGGCUGGUGCGGGUGUCAGCGCUCCAGGACCCGAAGCAAUAGUUCAAGCUGCGAAACAGGGAGUGGAGAAGAUUCCCGAGAAACUGGCAGAAAAGCUGCCUCUAUCAGAUCAGAACCAGGACAAGGUCAUCGUGCCGGGGGCAGGCGAAACCGAGCUGGACGAGAAAGCGGCUCUGCAGCAAGAGAACCAAGGCUCGAAUCCACGCGGGCCGGCCAAUCUGAACACAGCCGUCAAGGCAGUGGCGGAGAAUCGCGUCGAGGCGCCCUCCCCCGUGUACCCACCUGGUGAUACUGCGUUCCCUGCGCUGGAGACAACGCCUACGAAACCACUCGACCGCCAAGCUGCCAAGAACACUGAGCGCAAGACGACGUUCUCCGGACUGGAAAAGCCGCCGUCGAAGGAAGGCAAGGACUUCAGCGCGCCGCCUCCGGGACAAAACGGAUCCAUCAAGCGUCGCCGCCGUGGUACUACAAAGGGUAGCAGGCGCACCUUUAGCAUCGAGGAUAUGCCGUCUCGCGCUGAUGCCGAAGAGCUGCUGAAAAUGGUGCAAGGCAACCUGGUCCAAUUUCCAUAUGACUGGCUCCUCACCGAGGACCAGAAUGGUAACUGGGGCUUCCAGGUCGAUGGCGUUGCCCCCUUGGCAAUCUAUAAUUAA
Molecule: messenger RNA, 5487 nt
Organism: Purpureocillium lilacinum
Lineage: Eukaryota; Fungi; Ascomycota; Sordariomycetes; Hypocreales; Ophiocordycipitaceae
Product: phospholipase D1
Biological process (GO): phospholipid catabolic process; intracellular signal transduction; phosphatidic acid biosynthetic process
Cellular component (GO): intracellular membrane-bounded organelle
Molecular function (GO): D-type glycerophospholipase activity
Source: RefSeq, a predicted model, not a curated record